Messenger RNA from Phycodurus eques (leafy seadragon), 1372 nucleotides. Its product is annotated as alpha-2-HS-glycoprotein-like. Gene Ontology annotation, molecular function: endopeptidase inhibitor activity. The transcript has 6 exons. The record is from RefSeq and is a predicted model, not a curated record. The coding region runs from base 489 to 1328 and encodes 279 amino acids. Gene Ontology annotation, biological process: negative regulation of endopeptidase activity. NCBI's taxonomy places the organism in Eukaryota, Metazoa, Chordata, Actinopteri, Syngnathiformes, Syngnathidae. Gene Ontology annotation, cellular component: extracellular region; blood microparticle; extracellular matrix.
AGGUGAGGUGAAGGAGCCCUAACCAUGUGAUCGGUUGAAACCCCGCCCACCGCUAAUUGGGACGCAGGUGUCAGGCGCUCGUCCUCCUCUGCGAUUGGUUGUCGGCGCUCCUCAGCCUGGUUAAAGUGUGCGCGCGCUCGUCUUCUUCUUCUUCUUCUUCUUCUGUCCUUCCCGUCGCCAGGCGCGACGUGUGCUAUUUUCGCGUCGUCUCGGCUUUGCUUUUUUUCCCCGUCGUGAUGGCGACUCGCCUGUUGGCCGUCCUGCUGUGCUGCGCCGCGGCUCUUCCGGGCCUCCCGGCGCCGCCUUCGCCGGAGGUCACGUGCGGCGAGGACGGCGCCGAGGCGGCGGCCGGCCUCGCCGUCCGACACGUCAACGCGCAUCGCCGGCACGGAUUCAAGUUCCGCCUGCGCGAGAUCCAGAGCAGCGAUUAUCGACAGGUCGGCGCUUAACACGCCGAGCGAUCGUUCGGCUUCUUCGAAAGGGGGAAAAUGCUCGAUCGUUGGCGAACGUUGUUCUUUUCUCACUUGAGGCCGUUUAUCGCCGGCGGAGUUGCUAGCACGGCGCCGGCGCGUCCUUGGCCCGCUAUGUUUGUUUUCGUAACGUCUUUCCGUCUGCCUCAGUUCCCGGGAGGUUGCCACAUCGACGUGAACGUCAAGCUGGCGGAGACCAAAUGUCACUUCACCGACCCCGAACCGCUCGACCGAUGCCGGCUGUGGCGACUGAACGAACGGGGCGCCGUGGCCACCUGCAGCGUCGAGUUUUGGGUCAUGCGGGGCGCGGCCAAAAUCACCAGACACGAAUGCACCACCAGACCAGAACACACCAACGAGGAGCUGAUGACCAUUUGUCCUUCCUGCCCCAAGUUGUUGGCUCUCGACGACCCGACGGGCGCGAGCGCGGUCGACGCGGCGGCGACCGCGUUCAACCGAGACGGCCGACGGCGGAAUUACUUCACCCUGAUGGAAGUGGCUCGGCUGACCGAAGAGUACGUCGCGAGCGUGGGCACGAUCACCUGGCUGGCGUUCGCCCUGGUGGAGACCACGUGCCCCAGAGAGGCCACGAGCGGUUUCGCGGCCUGCACGCCUCGCUGCCCGGACCGAGCUAAUCACGUCUUUUGCCAAACUUCCUAUUACAACGUCCACAGACAAGUGGGAGAACUUUCCUGUGAAACGUAUCCACCCAAAAAUUCCGCCGCCCUCCCGGCCGGCGAGCCGGAGCCCGUGUGCCGGCCGCUCUUCCACCAAAGCGCCGAAGCUUGCGUUUGCCAGGCGCGGCUGAAAAAACCCGACGCGGCCGUCCACCACAUUUGUCCCUUCCCGCUCAAGUGAUGUCGGCGUAUUGGUCGAGUCCGCAAUAAAAACCCUUGAAAGUU